Messenger RNA from Coffea eugenioides, 615 nucleotides. RefSeq names its product ATP synthase subunit epsilon, mitochondrial. The record is from RefSeq and is a predicted model, not a curated record. Gene Ontology annotation, biological process: proton motive force-driven mitochondrial ATP synthesis. Gene Ontology annotation, cellular component: mitochondrial inner membrane. The transcript has 2 exons. Bases 129 to 341 code for a protein of 70 amino acids. Lineage: Eukaryota; Viridiplantae; Streptophyta; Magnoliopsida; Gentianales; Rubiaceae. Gene Ontology annotation, molecular function: proton-transporting ATP synthase activity, rotational mechanism.
UUCAGUUCAGUAGUAUCGUAUUUCCUUCACUGGUUUGAGAAAAAGAAGAAGCCACGGUAGAAACGGUGUCGCUUUAAGGGAUAUUGGAGUCUGUAGCUGAGAAAGGAGAGAGAAAGAGAGAGCAGGCCAUGGCGUCAAAUGCAGCGGUGCCGUUCUGGAGGGCAGCCGGGAUGACAUACAUCACCUAUUCGAAUUUGUGCGCGAAUUUGGUCAGGAAUUGCCUCAAGGAGCCCCGUAGGACCGAAGCUCUGACCCGAGAGAAGGUCCAUUUCUCGGUUUCCAAAUGGGUGGAUGGCAAGCCUCAGAAGCCCACCAUCCGCUCGGAUACUCCGGAAGAAUGACCUUGAAGUUGCAGUACCAACCAAGUCUUCGAUGAAAACAUUUUUGCUGGAAAUUUGUUGUUUAACUUGUCACUUGGAUCUUUAUUUCUGGGUCUAUGGUGACCUUGGAUUUAGAAUGUUUUUUUAAUGGGCUUUGCAUGAAGAUUGCCCCAUAAUAAUCUUUCUGCUAUGACUUGAUCUUAUGCGGUGCUGGUGUUUUAAUGGAACGCAUAUUGUCAAUGUUGAUGACUUCUGAAACUCUUUCCUUUUAGGAAUUCUGUGUUUUCCUUAUUGU